Messenger RNA from Acanthosepion pharaonis, 504 nucleotides. Lineage: Eukaryota; Metazoa; Mollusca; Cephalopoda; Sepiida; Sepiidae. The record is from the annotation of a GenBank genome assembly.
AUGACGACUGAAGCCUUCUUCGUUUCUCUCUGUCUUUCUUUUUCUUUCAACUUUUUAUUAAAUUCUUUUUCUUUCUUUCUUUCUUUCUUUCUUUCUUUCUUUCUAUUUCUUCACUAUCUUUUAGUUCCUUGUUUCUCCCUAUCUUUCUUUUUCUUUCAACUUUUUAUUAAAUUAUUUCUUUCUUUCUUUCUUUCUUUCUUUCUUUCUUUCUUUCUUUCUUUCUAUUCCUUCAUUCUUUUCUUUCUCGUUUCUUUAUUUCCGUUUUUCUUAUUUAAUCGUUUCUUUUGUUUUCUUUUCUUUCUUUACUCAUUUAAUCUUUUUUCCUUUUAUACUCAGUUUCUUUCUUUCUUUCUUUCCCCAUUUCUUACUAGAUUUUCUCAGUUCUUUCUUUAUGCUUUCUUUUUUAUCUUCCCUUCUUUCUUUCUUUCUUUCUUUCUUUCUUUCUUUCUUUUCUAUCUUUCCGUCUUUCUUUCCUCCCUUCUUUCUUUUACUUUUCUCUUUUAA